Messenger RNA from Agrilus planipennis (emerald ash borer), 2550 nucleotides. RefSeq names its product cullin-5. Gene Ontology annotation, cellular component: Cul5-RING ubiquitin ligase complex; SCF ubiquitin ligase complex. Bases 137 to 2455 code for a protein of 772 amino acids. Gene Ontology annotation, biological process: protein ubiquitination; SCF-dependent proteasomal ubiquitin-dependent protein catabolic process. The transcript is spliced from 7 exons. Gene Ontology annotation, molecular function: ubiquitin protein ligase binding. Lineage: Eukaryota; Metazoa; Arthropoda; Insecta; Coleoptera; Buprestidae. The record is from RefSeq and is a predicted model, not a curated record.
UAUUAAUAAAUCGGAUAACAGAUAAGUGAUUUGUAAUUUGUAAAUAAAGUUAAUUUGCCAUUUCUAUUUGAAAUGUUUAUUACUAGGACAGACGUUUGUUGUUAAAUUGGGUUACUGCAUUUUUCAUUCAAAAAUAAUGUUAAGGGAAAAAGGCCAAGUGAAGUUUGAAGACAAAUGGCCCCUUAUGCGUCCUACUGUUUUAAAAUUACUAAAGCAGGAAGCAGUUAGUCAAGCAGAAUGGCAAGAUUUAUUUUACAGUGUUCACUUGGUGUGUUUGUGGGAUGACAAAGGCGCAGGAAAAAUAAGAGAUCAUUUACAUGAUGAUAUAGUGGAGUUUAUUAAACAAGCACAAGCGCGAGUUCUUGCUCAAAGAGAAGAACAAGCAUUGCUGAAAGUAUAUAUUGCAGAAUGGAGAAAGUUUUUUACACAAUGCAAUUAUCUACCUACUCCAUUUAAACUUCUCGAACAAACAUUACAAGGUAAAACAUCAGGUGCAACCACAAUGCAAGGUACAACUACAAAAAAGAAUCAAGAUGAUGAGAGUUUAGUUAAGAAAUUAAUGCUAGAUUCAUGGAAUGAAAGCAUUUUUUCUGAUAUUAAAUACCGUCUCCAAAACAGUGCUAUGAAGUUAGUGCAAGCAGAGAGGAACGGUGAAGCCUUUGAUUCUCAAUUAGUUAUAGGUGUUAGAGAAUCUUAUGUAAAUUUGUGUUCAAAUGCAGAAGAUAGAAUGCAAAUUUACAGGGAAAAUUUUGAAGCAGCCUAUAUACAGAGCACAGAAACCUUUUACAAGAUGAAAGCACCUGAGCAACUAAAGGCUAACGGUGUUCAAGCAUACAUGCGUUAUGCUGAUGGUAAAUUACGUGAAGAAGAGGCUAGAGCAUUGAGAUAUUUAGAAGCUGGUAGUAAUGGAGUCAUGCAGUGUUGUGUUAAAGUGCUGGUAGACAAUGCACGACCAGAAAUUCUGGCUGAAUGUGCACCUUUAAUAAAAGAAGGAGGAUCUGAAAGAUUACAGCUCAUGUUCAGACUGCUGGAGAGAGUCAAAGAUGGCAUUAAACCAAUGCUACAGGAGCUAGAAAACCAUAUAGUUUCUGCUGGAAGAGCUGAUAUGAUUGCAGCUGCAGAUAUUAUUACUCAGGAUUCAGAAAAGUAUGUGGAGAAACUUCUAGAACUUUUCCGAAAAUUUAGCGCGUUAGUACACGAUGCUUUCUCUGACGAUCCGCGCUUCUUGACCGCUCGUGACAAAGCAUUCGAGGCGGUCGUCAAUGACACGACAGUAUUUAGGUUGGAACUAAACUCAAAUAAGAACGCCAGCAACAAAUCGAUUGUUCCAGAAAGUAAAUGCCCAGAACUUUUGGCGAAUUAUUGUGAUAUGCUUCUACGACGGACGCCGCUCUCAAAGAGACUCACUAGCGAUCAAAUCGAGCAACGACUUCGUGACGUCCUCUUAGUACUGAAAUAUGUUUCAAACAAGGACGUUUUCAUGCGAUACCAUAAGGCUCACUUAACUCGAAGGUUAAUUUUGGAUGCAAGUGCCGACAGCGAAAAGGAGGAGGAUAUGGUAGAAUGGUUGAGAGAGGUCGGAAUGCCAGCUGAUUAUGUUAACAAACUUGCUAGAAUGUUCCAGGAUAUAAAAGUGAGCGAAGACUUAAACGCUCAGUUCCGAACGUCAACCGCUCGACACGACGCCAUUAACAUUAAAAUACUCAAUGCAGGGGCAUGGGCUCGGGGCUCGGAACGUGUUACCGUCAGUUUACCAGUUGAACUGGAAGACUACAUUCCUGAAGUGGAAGAAUUUUACAAAAAGAAACAUUCAGGCAGAAAGUUGCAAUGGUAUCAUCAUAUGAGCAAUGGAACGAUCACGUUCGCGAACAACGUAGGAAGAUUCGAUUUGGAUGUGACGACAUUUCAAAUGGCGGUGCUUUUCGCAUGGAAUCAGCGACCCCAUGAGAAAAUCUCGUACGAAAAUUUACGUUUAGCUACAGAAUUACCGGAUGCUGAGUUACGACGGACGUUGUGGUCGUUGGUAGCAUUUCCUAAAUUAAAAAGGCAGUUGUUAUUGUUAUUUCCAGGGUCCGCAGCUCCCAAGGAUUUCACUGAAAAUACCGUUUUCUGGAUUAAUCAGGAGUUUGCAUUGAUCAAAAAUGGCAAACCUCAAAGACGAGGAAAGAUAAAUUUAAUUGGUAGGCUUCAAUUAUCUACUGAAAGGUCACAGAUGGAAGAUAACCAGUCGAUUGUGCAGCUUCGUAUCCUGCGUACUCAAGAAGCGAUAAUAAAAAUCCUAAAGAUGCGUAAGAAAAUUUCCAACACAGCUCUUCAGGGGGAGCUCGUGGAUAUUUUAAAGAAUAUGUUUCUACCGUCGAAGAAGAUGAUCAAAGAGCAAUUGGAGUGGCUCAUCGAGCAGAAGUAUAUGCGUCGUGAUGACGACGACAUCAACACGUUCAUUUAUAUAGCAUAAUAGUAUAGAAAGGAAGACAAGAAAUUGUGUAGACACUCACAAAAAGGCCUUAAAACUGAACUCUAGGUUACUUAUAAUAAAGGCAGUUUAUUUUA